AUGGAUGAAGAUUACGAUUAUGAUUUUUCUACUUAUAAUUCAACUUCUGAUAGUUCGUUUAUAACCAAUCAACAGACAGACUCUCUUGACCAAGAUGAUGAUAAUAUUCAAAUUUCACAUUCUCAAUCACCAGCACCUUCAUCUAACGAAAUUACUGACACUACUGAGAUUCUUUCUGGAUCGAAUUACGCUACACUAGGUAUAAUGGUACCAACAGUAGAAGAAUUAAUAUAUAGAUUUAGUAAUAUAGAUAGUGAAAUAGAUAUCAUAAAUGAAGUAAAGGAGACAAUUUUAUCUAAUUUGACAAGCCGAUGGUCUUUGCCACAUGAUUAUGGAAUGUUUGCUUCGUUACUCGAUCCCAGAUUUAAAGAUCUAUCUUUUUGUUCAAAUGCUCAAAAACGAAGAAUGAUUGAGGAAUUAAAAAUCAAGUUUAAUGAAUUAAGUGGGCAUGAAAAUCAACAUGAUGAAUCUCCUGAACAAACUGAAUUGGACAG
Molecule: messenger RNA, 494 nt
Organism: Dentiscutata heterogama
Lineage: Eukaryota; Fungi; Glomeromycota; Glomeromycetes; Diversisporales; Gigasporaceae
Source: the annotation of a GenBank genome assembly